AUGUAUAUUGCCGUUAUCUUAGAAAAUUUUUCUCAGGCACAAGAAGAUGUUCAACAAGGCUUAACUGAUGAUGAUUAUGAUAUGUAUUAUGAAAAAUGGCAACAUUUAGAUCCAUCAGGUUCACAAUUUAUACGAUAUGAUCAAUUAUCAGAUUUUGUUGAUAAUCUUGAACCACCAUUACGUAUUCCUAAACCAAAUCACUUAGUACUUGUUGGUUUAGAUUUACCAAUAUGUGAACAUGAUCGUAUGCAUUGUGUUGAUAUACUUGAUGGUCUUACAAAAUAUUUUCUUGGUACACUUCAUGUACCAAUAACAAGUACUGAAGCUGAUGCACCAAUUGAUAUAAAAAAAGAUCGUCCAAAAGAUUAUCAUCCCAUAACAACAACAGUACAACGUCAACGUAAAAUUUAUUUAAGUCGAAUAGGUUUAAAAGGUUUUCGAAAUAAUGUUGAGCGACGUCGAAAUGAACGAAAAAAUCAAGAAUUAAUGCUUGAAAAAACUAUAGAUGAUGAACUUAUUGAAUCAAAUGACUUAGAUACAACACCAUUAGUAUCGAAUGAUAAUCAAAAUUAUGAAACAAAUUGA
Molecule: messenger RNA, 585 nt
Organism: Rotaria sordida
Lineage: Eukaryota; Metazoa; Rotifera; Eurotatoria; Philodinida; Philodinidae
Source: the annotation of a GenBank genome assembly